AUGGCAUUGGUAGACGAAACCUCUAACCGCGGAAAACCAGUGCUUGACAAAUGGUCAGAGAUUGAGGCACGGUUGUCUCGCAUAGUCGUUGGCCAUGUCAUGGCGAACCCGGAGGGCCAAACACCAGGUUUCGAUUCGGUGGAGGUAGUCCGCGGUUACCGUGUCAUUAAGUUUGAUGACCAAUUCUCACUGCAUUUUCUGACAAACGUGAUUGGAAAAAUCCAGAACAGCUGGGAAGGCUUGAAACUCAAGCUAAUUCCGGCCAGCGAGAUUCCACGAAGGCCGCGGGCUCGCAUCUGGGUACCAAACAUGGAGUUUCAAGCCAAUAAACUAAUCCUCUACCUUCAGGCUCAUAAUCGCUCAGUACCGAUGGCCGAUUGGUCGAUCAUCAAAGCGGAGGCUCCGCAAAGGCACAGCAGGUCUUUCCUCUUUCUAAUUACAGAAGAGAGUCUGGAACCACUGGAGAAAGUUGGAAACAAACUUCAGUUUGGGAUCAGGAAGACCCAACUGAAGAUAUUCCGUUGUGCAAACCCGGAAGAGCACCAGGAUGAGGUCGAUGGUGCCAACGAACUGCUGACUGGCAUGCAGCUAGAUGACACCGAGUCCAAAAAAGGAAACCAAUAA
Anastrepha ludens (Mexican fruit fly) is the source of this 624-nucleotide messenger RNA. RefSeq lists its product as uncharacterized. Lineage: Eukaryota; Metazoa; Arthropoda; Insecta; Diptera; Tephritidae. The transcript has a single exon. Bases 1 to 624 code for a protein of 207 amino acids. The record is from RefSeq and is a predicted model, not a curated record.